Messenger RNA from Neoarius graeffei (lesser salmon catfish), 2992 nucleotides. It is a transcript of the gene rnf5, whose product is annotated as ring finger protein 5. Gene Ontology annotation, molecular function: ubiquitin protein ligase activity; ubiquitin-like protein conjugating enzyme binding; metal ion binding. Gene Ontology annotation, biological process: ubiquitin-dependent protein catabolic process. Gene Ontology annotation, cellular component: endoplasmic reticulum. The transcript has 6 exons. Lineage: Eukaryota; Metazoa; Chordata; Actinopteri; Siluriformes; Ariidae. The record is from RefSeq and is a predicted model, not a curated record. The coding region runs from base 80 to 706 and encodes 208 amino acids.
UCACUAGCAGGUCAGGUGACGCAGUUGUGAAGAUUCCAAAGCUCGCUGAUCAGCUUUGCGGGGAAGUAAAUACAUCCUGAUGGAGGCCGCAGAUCCUCGGUCCUCGAGUGACGGCGCGCCGGCGAGUAGAGGCGGAAUCCCGGGCGGGCAGAGCAGCAGUGACCGGGACGGCGGGCGGGCCGGAGGCAGCGGCGGAGAGGGCGAGCGGGAGCAGCGGGACAGGGCGACUUUCGAGUGUAACAUCUGCCUGGACACCGCCAGGGACGCCGUGAUCAGUCUGUGUGGACACCUUUUCUGCUGGCCAUGUCUCCAUCAGUGGUUGGAGACGAGGCCCAGCAGGCAGCAGUGUCCCGUGUGCAAAGCAGGGAUCAGCAGAGAUAAAGUCAUUCCUCUGUACGGCCGUGGCAGCACCAGCCAGGAGGACCCCAGAUUAAAAACUCCACCUCGACCUCAAGGACAGAGAACAGAGCCCGAGAGCAGAGGGUUUCAGGGUUUCGGUGACACUGGGUUCCACAUGUCUUUCGGUAUCGGCGCUUUUCCUUUCGGCUUCUUCACCACGAUAUUCAACACCAACGACCCGUUCCACAGACCAGAUCCUCACUACGCUGCAGAUCACCAAGGCAACGGGAACAACGGCAACAACUGGCAGGACUCGCUCUUCCUCUUCCUCGCCAUCUUCUUCUUCUUCUGGAUGCUGAGUGUGUGAAUGUGUGUGAGAGAGAGGGAGAGAUACUGGGGAGAGAGAGAGUGAUGAUGAUGAUGAUACUGUUUUUUUUUUUUUUAUAUAUAUAUACCCACGCCCACACGUACGCGCACACCAGAUUAUUGAAUACAAAGUAUUAAAACACAGCAGGAGUUUAAUGUUCUAUAAACAAGUAAUAAAAGUGUGUAGGAAAACGAACACACCAUUAAUCAUCACACUGUUUCAUGACUUCUACUUCAUACCAAAGAGAAUUCCUCGUCACACACGUUCUCGUGUUGAGCUCACAUCACUUAAGUGCGCAUCAAAAGUAUUAUUUAUCCCUGUGGCAUCUCCAGGGUCUAAUUCGGAACACGUCCAACGCUUUUCCCCUACAGAGGAGCCGAACGGGUCGGGAUGCUAUGUAGAUGUUGGUUUGUAUUAGUGAAAGUGAGGGAUUAACACAGCCGCUUCAGCAUUGCAGUUUCAUGAGUAAGCCACGCCUCCCACCGCUUCCUGGUCAGUCUUCAGCUAAUCUGUGACUGGAUCUUCAAAAAAUGAGCAGAACGAGCAUCGCAGCCUGACAGAAGUGUGGCUGGAGCACAACGUCACACUGUUAAGACAGAAUCCUGUUACUAAGGAACUGAAUAUCUAGCGACUUGUGAACGUUAUACGACAGGAACGUGGUGGUGUUCUGCUUCCUGUGCGUAAUAAAUAAACCAGCAGCGUGGCUAGUCUUAGAUGUCUUGAUGUUCCUCACCUGUGAGAAGAGAUUGACGCAAGGCAAGUGCUAAAGCGUCAGGCAUGUAGCGCGGUACGGAAUGGCAGGUCAGUGGUAGGCGUGUCCAUCUUUAAUUGACUGCAGGUUGUCGUGGAUUACAAGCGACAUCAGAUUGGUUCACAAACUGAAUACGAUUAACAAGUAUCUGAGGGAAACCAAGAAGUGUACCGCUGUGGUUUACGUAAAAGGAAACUGUUUCCACGGCUGGUCCCACUGAUUCCGACGUUAACGAUGGGGUAGUCUUCUGCUGUGGGCGUGAACCAUGGACGCCUCCAGAACCCUGAAAGUGUCAUCAGGUCAACCACGAAACCUAUUAAAUCAGCUGCCAAUCGUUUCUCAUAGUGUUAAUAAGAGUAGCAUGUCUGAGAUCCCGGCUGUGUGUCGGCACGUACGGAGAAACCAGACGCCUGGGAGCUCGCCAGUGUGAACGGAGAGUGACUGCAUCGUUAUAGCGUGCUGUUUUAACGGGUCAGUGGAGAAGGUUAGUGAUAGAAUGUCCAUUAAACGAAACGCGUUGAACGGUCCACAGAGAAAUGAAAUGAUCACGAUCUCAUGUGGGACGGAGAGUUAAAAUGGCCGACGGUAAUGCUAGGUGCUAGGUACACUGACAGGAUGUUGGGGGCGGAGCUUAUAUAGUAUGAAAUUAGUGUUCAGUGUGUUACAAGCACUGUAAUGCAACUUACAGAAUCCUACAGUAUGGGUGUGGGUUCACACCAUGAUGUGUUCUCCCAGUUCUUAAGUGUGUAAGUGUUUUGUCAUGAUGUUGAUCAACUAUUUCUGUUUUUUUUUUUUUUUCCUGUAAGAUUGAUGAGUUAUGGAAGAGGCGAAUGAUAUCAGAUACAAAGACACUUUUUCUAACACACCCCUUUUUAACUUCGCCUGACCGCGAGCACUCGCGCUGCCACACGGGGAGUGUGGAGCGAUGAGAACCCUGUUCCGGAGAUUUCCAGCAACCAGACCGAAACACUGCAGUGGUGUUCCAGGAGCUAGCUCGGAACACUAUGGGCUCUUUGCUGCUGUUUUUGACUAGCAUGCUGAGGUGGUUUUAGUACGCCCUUUUAACCAGCCGCCGUUUUAUUAUAAUAAUUGACUGAUUCAGUAACAAAAAAGGCUCUUAAGAUGGCCGAGUCGACUCCGUCAAGGGGAAGUGGACGAGGGGGUGUUAAAAUCAGGACUGGAAUUGAGUGCGCGUGCGUUUUCUCUUGCUGUCGUAUUGCUCGUCUUUUCUGAUCUGAAUAAAAGAAUUCUAUUUGUGUUGGUUGCUGUGGGCGGAGCUUAUAGGAGUCUAAUAAGGGGGUGGGGCUAAUUACUGAAAGGUGGUGAAUAAAUGUUCCCUACUGGCUGUACACACACUGUUCUGUUUCCUGUUCAUUUCUCUUGUUUUAUUUGGUUCGGUUCUAGUUUAUAUUCUGCUCUGUAUAUUUUUAAUUCUGUUCUGUUUUAUAGAAUACAUACAAGUUCUUUUCUGUUCCUCUCUAUUUUCUGUUCGGUUCUAUUUUGUACAGUUGUGUUCAAAUAAAAAAAAAAAAACA